ACAAACACACAACUCAACCUCUCUUUCCUCUCUCUCUCUCUCUUUCUCUCUCUCUCACAUUUCAUCUUCCCUUUUCACAACCAUUUAUGAGAUUCCUGUAAUGAUCUUUUCUCUUCCAUUGGAUUGUACAGAUUCCCAGCUAAAACCCCAUCUAAAAAAUCCCUGAAUUUUCCUUGUUUUCCAUAUUUUCUGUGAAUUUUUGGGACUAAAAGACAUAAAACUCUUCUGGGUCUUUUGGCUUUUGCUUUCUUCUGCAAUCUCUCUCUGGGUUUGCUGCAGAAAAGCUCACUGGUAUUGUAUGCCACCAAAAAAAAGUUGGAGAGAAUAAUCAUCUUAUUUUUGUACAAAUUUUGAUUAUUUUUCACUUUUUAGCCCAAUAAAUUUCCUCUUUUUUUUCUUUCUGUAAAAUUUGGUUGAAUUUAGUAUUUUUUUGAGUUGAGUAAAAGAGAGAGAGACAUGGGCAAGCAAGGACCUUGCUAUCACUGUGGAGUCACAAGCACUCCUCUUUGGCGCAAUGGACCACCCGACAAGCCAGUACUUUGCAAUGCUUGUGGAUCUCGAUGGAGGACUAAGGGAACACUAGUAAAUUACACUCCUCUACACGCUCGAGCAGAACCUGAUGAUAUUGAAGAUCACAGAGUUUCUAGGGUGAAGAGCAUAUCUGUAAACAAAAACAAAGAAAUAAAACUGGUUAAAAGAAAGCAGAAUCCUGAGAGUAUGGUGAUUGGAGGAGUUAAUUCUGAUUAUUCCCAUGGUUUCCGAAAGAUAAUUGAAGAAGAUAAAAGUAAUAGAUCCAGUUCUGGGUCUGCCGUGUCUAACUCUGAGAGCUGCGCACAAUUUGGCAGUGGAGAUGCUAGUGAUUUGACAGGUCCUGCGCAGUCGAUGGUAUGGGACUCAAUGGUACCUUCUAGGAAAAGGACCUGUAUAGGCCGUCUUAAGCCAUCUCCUGUGGAAAAGCUCACAAAGGAUCUGUAUACUAUUUUACAUGAACAACAGUCUUCCUGCUUCUCCGGGUCUUCUGAAGAGGAUCUGCUUUUUGAGAGUGAAACGCCAAUGGUUUCUGUUGAGAUAGGCCAUGGAAGUGUUCUGAUUAGGCAUCCCAACUCAAUAGCACGAGAAGAGGAAUCUGAAGCUAGCUCGAUCUCGGUUGAUAAUAAACAGUGCCUUGCAAAUGAGGUUUAUUCCCGUUCUGCAACCCUUUUUGUACAUAAUAAUAAGGGUGUCAAUAUGGCCAGUACUGUAUCUGGAAGGAUGAAUAAUGUUGCAGGACAAGGAAUGCAACAUGAACCACUGAAAAGGGAUAAGUCUCAACUUGACAACUUUCAAAUCUUGGGAAACCAUAAUUCACCACUGCGUCAUGUAGAUUUAAAUGAUAUUUUAACUUUUGAAGAGUUUACGAGGCAAUUGACAAAUGAGGAACAACAGCAAUUACUGAAGCAUCUACCUCCAGUUGAUGUUGUUAAAUUUCCUUAUAGUAUGUGCAGCCUCAAAAGCAUGUUUGAUAGCCCUCAAUUCAGAGAAAACUUGACUUCCUUUCAGCAAUUGCUAGCAGAAGGCGUGUUUGAUAUCUCCUUCCCGGGGGUAAAAACCGAAGACUGUAAGACUUUGAAAAGGCUUGCAUUGUCCAAUUCUCCAAAAUCUAAAUGGGUUGAACGCUAUCAUCUUCUCAAGAAAUGUAAAACUAGCUCUGGAAAGUCUGUUGUUUCUGGGCUUAACAUGGCAUCUAGUAAUCUUCGACAUGUCAAGAGACUGUGGGACAACGAGACUCAAAGUUUCCCAGAUGCAAAGAUUAUGAAAAGCCCCAAAAGGAUAAUUAUGAAGGGUAGCUAUGAAAACAAGGAUCCCAUGGACUACGAUGGAGGUUCUUGCUUUAGUCCAAAAAGCCUAUUUGCAUUGCCUACUGAUGGGGGUUCUUUCCUAAUGGAUUCUAUGAAUUUUGUUGACGAGAGUUCUGACCAGGAUCUCCUCCUUGAUGUUCCGUCCAAUGGCUCUUUUGCCCAAGCAGAGCUCCUUCACCCAGCCAUGAGUUUUGGUGCCCCACAGGCAAGCACUAGUAGUAGCUCGAUAUACCCACAUGUACUCCAUCCCUGACAAGUUUGGAUAUGUCAUAUGCUAUGUUGAUGAAUACAACUAUGUAGGAACCGUACACCUUCGGCCAAAAGCCAUGACAGGGUUCAUGUAUUUUGAAUGGUCAAGACAUGAAUGAGGUUCGAUGGUUGCUCUCUUUUGCCCCUUCAACUCUUUGAACCUGAAACUCUUAAGGGAUGAAAUUUGGGUGGGUUUUUUUUGUAUAGGUUGACAAACAGGUUGUAAUAUAACUUAUAUUGCACAACUGCUAAGUUCCUUAGUUUUUGUA
Molecule: messenger RNA, 2356 nt
Organism: Pyrus x bretschneideri (Chinese white pear)
Lineage: Eukaryota; Viridiplantae; Streptophyta; Magnoliopsida; Rosales; Rosaceae
Product: GATA transcription factor 26
Exons: 8
Coding region: 457-2091 (544 amino acids)
Biological process (GO): regulation of DNA-templated transcription
Molecular function (GO): zinc ion binding; sequence-specific DNA binding
Source: RefSeq, a predicted model, not a curated record